Chenopodium quinoa (quinoa) is the source of this 2578-nucleotide messenger RNA. Its product is annotated as diacylglycerol kinase 4-like. The record is from RefSeq and is a predicted model, not a curated record. Gene Ontology annotation, molecular function: ATP-dependent diacylglycerol kinase activity. The coding region runs from base 261 to 1781 and encodes 506 amino acids. The transcript has 12 exons. Lineage: Eukaryota; Viridiplantae; Streptophyta; Magnoliopsida; Caryophyllales; Amaranthaceae.
AUAACUUCCAACUACCAAGGGCAAAACAGUAAAUUCAUCACCAAAAACAUUAAAUAUAACUUCUAAAAUUAUAGAUUAUAAUAAUAAUAUCCAUAAAAAAAAAAAACUGAAAGUGAAAACCACCAUUACCAUCUUCAUCCCCUCUCUCUCUCACCGGGCUGUCACCAAUCCUCCAUCACAACCCAAUCAAAAACCCCAUUUCAACCCCCCAUUUUCUCUCUCCUCAUUCCCCCAAAACGACGACGUUUGGAGGAGAGAGAAUGGACCCCACAACCACCACCACCACCUCCUCCUCCGCCACCAACUCAGUGGUUUCCGGCGAAGGUGGGUCAGUAACAGAUUCAAGCGGCAAAACAUCAUCAUCAUCAUCAUCAACAACAACAACCGCAGCAAGAUCAUCAAUGAUUGAUUCAUUAAGAGGUUGCGGAUUAUCUGGAAUUAGAAUUGAUAAAGAGGAGCUUCGUUGUCGGAUUUUGAUCCCCGAAUAUAUAAGGUUAGCAAUGCGUCGUGCGAUUAAUUCGAAGGAUGUUUCUGCUGGGGUUGAAUCAGCGGCGGCGCAAGAAGUUCAUACGCCGCCGGUUGCUCCGAUGGUUGUGUUUAUCAAUUCCAGAAGUGGUGGGAGACAUGGUCCUGAACUUAUGUUACGGCUUCAACAAUUAAUGAGUGAAGAACAGGUAUUUGACCUUUCAGAUGUUAAGCCUAACGAGUUCGUGCGGUAUGGAUUGGCUUGUCUUGAGCAAUUGGCCAGCGUGGGUGAUUCCUGUGUGAAAGAGAUUCGUGAUAGGUUGAGAGUCGUGGUUGCUGGGGGAGAUGGUUCAGUUGGUUGGGUACUUGGAUGCCUGGGUGAACUUCACAAAGAGUCUAGAACUCCGGUUCCUCCAGUGGCAGUCAUUCCCCUUGGCACAGGGAAUGAUCUGUCCAGAAGUUUUGGCUGGGGUGGUUCAUUUCCAUUUGCUUGGAAGUCAGCUGUCAAAAGGUCUCUUCAAAAGGCUAGCAUUGGCACUGUUUCUCGUUUAGACAGUUGGCAUGUGUCAAUAACAAUGCCUGCUGGAGAAGCUAUGGAGCUUCCUCAUUCGUUGAAGUCAACAGGAGAAUGCACUCUGGAUCAGGGUUUUUUGCUUGCUGGCCGUCUUCCUGAGAAAGUGACUUGUUAUGAUGGAGUGUUCUACAACUAUUUUAGCAUUGGUAUGGAUGCACAAGUUGCUUAUGGUUUCCAUACCUUGCGUAAUGAAAAGCCGUAUCUUGCACAGGGUCCGGUUGCAAAUAAGCUGAUAUAUUCUGGAUACAGCUGUACCCAGGGCUGGUUCUUCACACCAUGUGUUAGUGAUCCAAGCUUAAGGGGACUCAAUAACAUCUUGAGGAUUCAUAUAAAAAAGAUCAACAGUUCAGAAUGGGAGCAAAUUCGGGUUCCAUCAAAUGUAAGGUCAAUAGUUGCAUUGAAUCUUCAUAGUUAUGCAAGUGGAAGACAUCCAUGGGGUAAUUUGAGACCAGAAUACUUGGAAAAGAAAGGAUUUGUUGAGGCCAAUGCUGAUGAUGGUCUUCUUGAAAUAUUUGGUUUAAAACAUGGAUGGCAUGCUUCUUUUGUUAUGGUAGAACUAAUAUCUGCCAAGCACAUUGCCCAGGCUGCUGCGAUUAGAUUUGAAGUUAGAGGUGGUGAGUGGAAACAAUCGUUUAUGCAGACAGAUGGGGAGCCAUGGAGACAGCCACUAGACAAAGAGUAUUCAACAUUUGUGGAGAUUAAGCGGGUGCCAUUUCAGUCCCUAAUGAUACGAGGCGAAUAAUACUUUUUAUCCACUGAAGCUAGUGAUUGAUCUUCAAUUUUUUUUCUCUUGCAAAUCAGUUCUUUGUAAAGUGUUAGUAGUUGUAAUUUAUAUGAGAGAUGUGAUAGUUGUACCCUGUAACGAUUGUUGUAAAUGUAAAUUACUUUGCCAGUGUAGUUCUCAAUUGACGUGGGGAGCCAGAGUAUAAAACCAAGCGUGAUAUUCAGCAUCAGAUGUUGAGGAAUUUGAAUGAAAAGUUGUAAAAACACUAUGAAGGAGGCAUAUAUAUAUGGGUGACAAUAAAUGGAUUGAUUCUAGCUUCAUUUCUGCCUGUUGAGCUUGAAUCUUUGAGUGUAGAUCAUCGGCUUGGAGAAAAUCUGAACUAUGUUUUGUUAUAAUGCAGUCAUUGAAAGAAUGUAGAAAUGGUGGGCAUUGCUUGGAGAAAAUCUGAAGUGUGUUUUGUUGUAAUGCAGUCAUUGAAAGAACGUAGAUAUGGUGGAUGAGUUGGGAUGCAAUUGACUUUAUAAUGCAGUCCACGGAAUGGCACCAAUGGUGGAUGAGAUGGGCGUCCUAGCCGUGCAGCCUGCCAACCCCGGCACGACAGGUGAUCUGCAUGGAUUGUUGCGGGGAUUGUCAUCUAAAGGCCGUGACACACUAUCAUGGCUCAUUGGACUCAUGGCUUGAUGUGCAAAGACUGGCAUUGUGAUCCUAGAUUCCUAUCUGGACUUGACUUCGGUAAUUAAGAAGACAAUUAGUAUGGUCUUGUAUGUGCUUCAAAAAAAAAGUAUGAUCUUGUAUGUCAUUGUAUUACUUGUUUA